AUGAGUCAGCAGCAGUCUCGCGGUAAACAACCGAACGCGCCAAGCGCUACCGCGACGACGGCUGAUAACGAUGACGAAGUCGACCUUUACUCGGGAAUCGAGUUCCCGCAAGCGCUCGCCCCAGCGAAACAGAAGGUGCAGCCUCUCCGAGCCGCUCCGUCGAAAGGUAGCAGCGCUUCAGAGCGUGACAGAGUCGAAGCGCAUGCACCUUCGGACAAGCGUGGUGCUGACCGACUCGAACAGGCAGAGCGCAACGCGAACGAGACCUCCAGAGUUCGUGCAGCGCCCGACCCUAGCAUCAGCGAUGAUCUCCACGACUCAGACGAAGAGGACGACGCCGAAGAAGAGGAUCAAGAAUCAUCGGACGACGACGUGGAUAUCAUUUUGGGCAGUUCGCAACCCGCGAUUGGCGAGCAGGCAGCCAAGUUUGCUGCAUCAUGGAAUGAAGUCGCGAAGGAAGGGCGUGGUGUUGCCGAGCAGGGCGGCACUGCCGCAGGUCUCGGCAUGAUGAACGCCGAGGCCUCGCUUCAAUCGUCAGCGUUGCUUCAGAGCAUGUUGCCACAACCAACCAUGGCAAAUGUUGUUCCCGGCAAACAGAGAAGUCUCUACGAAGUUGAGCUAGAGCAGUUGGAUGAAAAGCCCUGGCGGGAGCCCGGCGCUGUACUCUCUGACUACUUUAAUUACGGGUUUACAGAGGAGACCUGGAAAAUAUAUUGUCAACACCAGGCUGCAAUGCGCCAGGAGACAAGCGUCCUGCACCGUCAGGUUACAAUGAACCAGGCGACGGCAUCACGGGAACGCGACAAGCCGACGCGUCCCGGCCAGGCUGGUGCCGGCUCUGCAGCGAUAAGCGCGGGGAACGCUCGCGAAAGGCCACCGCGACGAGCGGUGGAAGAGGAAAAGCCCAAACGAGACGUCGAGUCUACCGCCAAGAGCACCGGGAAAGGUCCUGGGACUGCGUGGAAGGUGGCUGGUUCGAGUCCAUCCCUGCUGCCGAGUAAGAACGUCUUGGAGCGUCUCGCUCAGGUGCGCCAACAAAUCAUGAGCCAGAACACCGGAGCCCAGACUCCAGAAUCCAGUUCAAAAACGAUGCACCGUCAUGAAACAACCAGCUCUGAGGCAAACUCCGGAGAAGCAGAUCGCGCUGAGCCGACUCAAGCCACGGCAUCCGAUGAUCGCACUCGAAAGCGGAAACGGGUGAAUGAGGAACCAGCACCGAGCAUCGCGGACAGGUCCCGCUGA
Molecule: messenger RNA, 1242 nt
Organism: Cyanidioschyzon merolae strain 10D
Lineage: Eukaryota; Rhodophyta; Bangiophyceae; Cyanidiales; Cyanidiaceae
Product: similar to polyadenylation factor I complex subunit FIP1
Exons: 1
Coding region: 1-1242 (413 amino acids)
Cellular component (GO): mRNA cleavage and polyadenylation specificity factor complex
Molecular function (GO): RNA binding
Source: RefSeq, a predicted model, not a curated record